UUGCCAUGAAGCUUUCUGCCCUUGAACACACAGGGCAAAUCUGAUCCAGUAAAGUAGACAGCACGCGCACUACAAGUCCAUAUUCUCACUUUUGGAUACUUCGCACACACGCGCGCGCACAUACACACACGCACACACACACCCUCCUCCAGUAAUUCAGCAUCUCCUGCAGAAGUAGGGCACCGUCCUCCCGUGACGAACCGAGUGUGCAUUAAAAAACUCUCCGGCUGGGAGGAAUAAUAAAAAAACAAACACGGAAGAACCGCAUCCUCGCUGCGGGAGGCGAUGCUGUUUCGGGCGCUCGGACCAUGGACAGCAGCCGCUGAAGUCUGAAGAAUGAGAUCAGGCGGAUACUUCUGAGUUUGGAAAGGGGGAUACACACUUCAUGUGUGGGACACAGACCUUCAGCACAUAAAUAUGCUCUGUGGUGACGCAGUCCAGGAGCUGCUAUGGAUGUAAGUCUGAGUCGAAGCAUCACACAUCAGGACAGUGUCCAAACACACAGAAGUAAGACUUGCCCUCUCAGUGCAAACAAUACACACAACUAUAAACUUGCUUUACAAGAAUUUCCCUCAACCUCAUAACAACAAAACACGUGCACAUUUUUUUUUCUAUAUAUCUGACUUUUUCCUCUUGGGAGUAAAUGAAAGCAUGACUGUGGCGAAGUUAUGGGAUGUUUUAACCUGACCACCGGUGCUGCUGUUCCAUGUUAACGCGUCCCACCUCUGAACCCACGGUGGUCCCUUUCCCUUCGGAAACCCCGUCUCGGUCACGUGCCUGCCAUGCGUGCACGCGCGGGACUCCUCUACCUGCUGGUGCAUGUGCUGGCGAGAGCCCGAGGCCAGUACGACCUGUGCAAGUCUCUCGUGAGCACGGACGAAGGCGCCGUGUGGGAGCAUUACGCGUGCCAACCCAAAGCCCAGUUCAUGAAGGAGUACAUGCGCAUCCGCGUGGAGCCGCCGGGCAUCACCUGUGGGAACCCGCCGGAGAGAUUCUGCACGCUGGAGAACCCGUACCUGUGCAGUGAUGAAUGCGACGCGUCUAACCCUGACCUGGCUCACCCGCCGCAGCUGAUGCAGGACCGCGAGCGCAGCGGCCUGAUCACGUACUGGCAGACGGCCACGUGGCAGCGCUACCCGGAGCCUCUCCAGGCCAACAUCACCCUGUCCUGGAACAAGACCCUCGAACUCACGGACGACAUCCAGAUCACCUUCGAGUACGGCCGACCCACGGUCAUGGUGCUGGAGAAGUCUCUGAACUUCGGGCGCACGUGGCAGCCCUUCCAGUACUACGCCGACGACUGCGUGGACGCCUUCAACAUGUCGCCGAGACGCGUGCGCGACCUGAACGCAGCGAACGCCACGCGCGUCAUCUGCACCGAGCAGUUCUCCCGCUGGGUCGGCUCCAAGAACGAGAAGGUGGUGCGGUUCGAGGUGCGCCCGCGCUUCGCCACCUUCGCCGGCCCCAGGCUGCUGAACAUGGAGGGCUUGUACACGCGGAUGGAGAGCAUGAAGGGUUUGCGAGAUUUCUUCACGUUCACCAAUCUCAGGCUCCGGCUCCUCAGGCCCGCGCUCGGAGGAACCUACGUCCAGAGAGACAACCUGCUCAAAUACUUCUACGCCAUUUCUAACGUCGAGGUGCUAGCCAGGUGUAAGUGUAAUCUCCACGCGUCUCAGUGUGUGUAUGUGGAAGGCAACUUACAGUGUCAAUGUGAACACAACACGACCGGACAGGACUGUCAGCGCUGCAAAAAAGGAUUCAAAGCCAAGACCUGGAAAUCAGGAUCAUAUUUACCAACACCCAACGGAUCGCCCAACUCGUGUUCUCAGGCGCUGGUUGGCUCUUCUUCUGGUUCCAAUUGUGAAUGUAACGGUCACUCGAAUCGCUGCAGUUACAUCGACUUCCUGAACAUAGUCACGUGUGUGAGCUGCAAACACAACACGCGUGGUCAGAACUGCGAGCACUGUCGCAUGGGCUUCUUCAAAAACAACUCUGCGGAGCCCGAUGACGAGAACGUGUGUAUCGAGUGUAACUGUAAUACGAUGGGCUCAGUGCACGACCGCUGUAAUGGGACCGGCUUCUGUCAGUGUAAAGAGGGCUCAACCGGAGUCAAAUGUGAUGAAUGUCUCCCCGGUUACUAUUGGAAACCGGGCUGUUUCCCGAACGUGUGUGACGAGGAGUUACUCUUGUGCCAGAACGGGGGGACGUGUGUUCAGAACCAGCGCUGCAGCUGUCCGCCUGACUUUAAGGGUGUUUUGUGCCAACAGUCGCGCUGCGAAGGAGGCAAAAAGUGCAACCGUGCCAGCGAGCUCUCCCUGAGCCUGGCACUUCUGCUCUGCCCGCUCCUCGCCACCCUGCUGAGCUCCACCGCCUCCUGAGAGACUCUGCUUCUCCCAUCGCCCUCUACAGGGGCAGAACGACAAACAAAAAGACUCUGUUAGAGCUGGAAAUCAAUGGAACUCAAAAUGUGCGCCUCACGUAUAUACGCUGAGGACGAGUAAUACCAAAAACACACACACACACACAAAAUCAACAAGUUUCUUGUGCAAUAGCUGCGGAAUUCAAUACUUACCCCACUUCCUUCACUCUGAUUGGCUCAGUGCAGGGGCGUGUCCUCACAGUGAUCCCAGACUGCAGGUUGUCUUCACAGAAAGACAGGAAAGCUCCGGCUUCACGUUUUUUACUCUCCCUCGCUGCAGUUUGUAACAUUCAGAUGUAUGUAACGAGCGCUCACUGUUAUCCGCUAAAAAGCAAAGAGUAUGAAUAUUAUUGUGAUAUUUGAAUAUUAAGAUUUUAGGCACUGUACCGCUGGUUGUUAUAGGAAUGUUUGUCGCCACAGUUAGAGAUCAUUGAUAUUUACGAAGUAUUCAGGACACAAACACGCUAUCCAACUUGUAAGAGAAGAUAUCUAAUCAAAUGGAUUUAUUAUAAACCCACAUUAUUUGACUAUUUUUGGUAGAGAAUAUUUUUGGUUUGGAUCUUUACUCAAGAGGCAAAAAGGUUUUAUUAUAUACACUGUAAACUUUACAGCACACAAAGCUAUUAUAGUACAAGGAUCUAUAACGCAGAGUUUACACUGUACACUUUACAGUCAGGUAUUACAGAGGAUGAAUUUACGCACUGGAUGUACCAAGCAGAAUUUAUUAAAUGGCAAACUCUACUGAGAUGUACAGGAUGGGGUUUAUUACACUGUAAACUUAACAGAUUUACAAAAUUAAAGAACUGAAUGAAAUUUUAUGACACUGUAAACAUUACAGUAAAUGUGACUGUUACUUGGCCACGUUUGAAUUG
Rhinichthys klamathensis goyatoka is the source of this 3291-nucleotide messenger RNA. RefSeq names its product netrin g2b (gene ntng2b). Bases 783 to 2378 code for a protein of 531 amino acids. The transcript is spliced from 8 exons. Lineage: Eukaryota; Metazoa; Chordata; Actinopteri; Cypriniformes; Leuciscidae. The record is from RefSeq and is a predicted model, not a curated record.